UGAACCAAUAUUAUGACGUUUAUAAUUAACUGUUAUUGUGUGAAGAAACUUGCUGUUUUAUACAAUAAUAGAUACGUUCGCGUUUUAAAAAUACUUACAACUACCAAACUAUGACUCAAAAUUAAGUGUAAAGUUCUACCAUGAAGAGUGCUAAUAAUACAACUCGAAGUAGGGGACAAGUGUACAGUGUCGGAAAUUACCUGAUGACCGGCAAAGUAUUCGGCAAAGGUCAUUUCGCAAGGGUCGAGGAGGCAACACAUAGAAUAAUAGGGAAAAAGGUGGCGAUCAAGAUAAUCGACCUUACAUGCAUCAAAGAGGAAUAUGCUCGACGUAACCUGCACCGGGAACCCAGAGUAAUGUCAAAGCUGCGCCACCCCUGCAUUGCUGCGCUCUACGAAACGAUGAUGCACGGCCCGCGGCUGUACGUGGUGAUGGAGGCGGCCGCAGGCGGCGACCUGUGCGCGCACGUGCUGGCGGCGCGGGGCACGGCGCGCGGCCUGCCCGAGGCCCGUGCGCGCGCGCUGGCCGCGCAGCUGGUCUCCGCCGUGCGGCACAUGCACGCGCGCGGCGUCGUGCACCGGGAUUUGAAAAUGGAGAACAUCAUGCUGGACAGCACGAAGCAGUUUAUCAAGAUAGUGGAUUUCGGUUUGUCGAACGUGUGGAGCGCGAACGGAGCUCUGCGGACGCCGUGCGGCUCGUUGGAGUACGCCGCACCGGAGCUCUUCGUCGACGGUCGGCGGUACGGGCCCGAAGUCGACCUUUGGAGUAUUGGCGUGAUCGUGUACGGUAUGGUGACGGGCGGGCUGCCGUUCACGGACGAAGGCACCGUGGGCGCGGGCGGCGGCGAGGGUCGCUCGCGCCCAAACCUGCGAGCCGCCAUCUCGCGCGGCUUCACGCGCAAGCAACGUGUCGCACUCACGUGCGUCACUAACGAAUGCAAGACAUUCGUGCAGCAGCUACUAGAGCCGAACGUGGAACAAAGGAUGAAGAUCGAGGAGGCGGCGCGCCACCGCUGGGUUAAACGACCCGGCAUGCGCAUGAGAGUGCACCCGCUGCUCCCACUGGAGCCCAAAGUCAACAAAGAAGUUUACAGACAAAUAUCAGAUCUAUGCGGUCAACCCGUCACGGAUGUGAUAGCCCAGAUAAAAGCCGAUCCAUUCGGCACUGUCGCCGGUAUGUACAACAUCAAAACUCACCUCCAACAGAUCCAAAAUGUACCGGGCAUGGACCUACUGUGGACGACCAAUGUCCAAGAAACUAGACCCGCGUCCCCCCCGGAAUAUCGAACCACGUACGAGUUGCGGCAGGAUACUACACCAUCCAGCAGCAAGGCCCUUCCACCCGCCUCCAACGGGCUACCACAGCGGAAAAUGAUAUUCACACCCUCUUCCCAAAAAGUGCGGAUACAGAAUGGACUGGUCGCUCCAAAACCUCAGCAAAUUGAACCACCUCCAAUACAGAACGAAUCGAGAAUGAACGGAACACAGAUGCGAGGGAACAACGCAGCAACGCCUCAUCUCGUGAAAGACAGUUUAAAUACUCCACAACCGAAAAUAUCAAUGCCUUUUAAAGCUCCGGAAAUUCAAGUCGACCAGGCGAAAAAUGUCCGAAAUGUAGUCAUGAAGUCGAGAAACCAGUCAUUGGAGAACCCGAGGUUAUGUAUGAUGAAUAGACCGAUGAGCGGGACGUUUUGUGUGAAAAAGCCCAUGUACAAAGUUUACGACAGCGGGGACUGUGGCCUGAACCCGAGGCUGCCGAGCAUCGAAGAACAUUCCAACACAGAUUUCAAUGAAAAGCAAACCGCAAAGAACAAACCGAGGACUCCGUUCAUGAGAAAAGUGAACUUGGACGACGACCGGCGACUUAGCAGUUGCCCUAACAGGAUGGGAGACGGGAAACGUCCUGACUUCUAUAGAAGAGGUAGCGACACUUUAACCAAUUGGCGAACUGGAGGUGUAAUAGGCACGUCGACAGCUCGAAUUUUACUGCAGACCAAUGCCACUACAAUCAAGCGCGCGUCGUUAGGUAACAUUGUAAGUCCGCACUCAUCAUCAAACAGCCAGUGCAAGAGCGAAAGAGCUAUGCCCGUGUCCUGGUUCUCAACGCGCGCGCCGGGCAGCAAGGAAAGCUCGCACCUGCAGCGCCUGCGGCGGACCGCGCCCAUGAAGUGAUUUAUAUUUUUCGACUAACUUAUUUUGUAAGAUUUUUUUCCUUUAAAUUCUUUAUGUGACACCUCGAAUUGUAAUUUUAAGCGAAUAAAACAGUUUUAUUCUAUUGUGUACAAGGCAUGGACUGUGAAUUUUGGACAAACUUUAUUUGAUACAUUGUAGUACUUAAUGAAUUUUACGUUUUAGAUAUAGAUCUAAAUAAUAGAGUGAUAUAUUAUGCUCGUGUGUAAGUAUUUUAUUGAACAUACUGCGACAAUAAUCGACAAUUUACAAAUGCGCGAAUCCGAGCGAUCGUUUUCGGCUAAUACACGAUGGUGUAGCAAAGGGAGCCGCCACACUUAUCGAUGUGGGGUCUGUUUGAACUUGAAUCACGUAUCACCACA
Messenger RNA from Hyposmocoma kahamanoa, 2551 nucleotides. Its product is annotated as serine/threonine-protein kinase MARK2-like. The record is from RefSeq and is a predicted model, not a curated record. Gene Ontology annotation, biological process: intracellular signal transduction; protein phosphorylation. Gene Ontology annotation, molecular function: protein serine/threonine kinase activity; ATP binding. The transcript is spliced from 11 exons. The coding region runs from base 141 to 2171 and encodes 676 amino acids. NCBI's taxonomy places the organism in Eukaryota, Metazoa, Arthropoda, Insecta, Lepidoptera, Cosmopterigidae. Gene Ontology annotation, cellular component: cytoplasm.